This is a messenger RNA of Iphiclides podalirius (scarce swallowtail), 1578 nucleotides long. NCBI's taxonomy places the organism in Eukaryota, Metazoa, Arthropoda, Insecta, Lepidoptera, Papilionidae. The record is from the annotation of a GenBank genome assembly.
AUGGUGAACGCCAAAGAUGACGCAGAGGCGCCCGCGGCGAGGGAGGAGAUACCCCACGACCACCUGUUCAAGGUCACGGGUCUGUCGUCCAGCAAUCUAGAGAAGAUGGCGCAAGAGCUGGAAGCCGACUUCGAGAUGGCGAUAGCCGCGACCGGCUACGGCGGCUUCAACGUUGCGCUGAUGCUGUGCACGCUGCCGGCCUUCUGGAGCGCCGUCUCCGUGACCAGCUCGGUUUCCUACAUCUUCACGAGGGCACAGUGCGACAUGAGGCUCAGCCUGCUGGAUAUGGGCACGGUCAACGCCAUCACCUACGGCGGCAUGAUCUCAUCCGCCAUGGUGUGGGGUUUCCUAUCUGACACCCUAGGCAGGAGGCAGAUCCUCGCUUGGGGUUUCUUCGGCUCUGGUCUCCUAGAGAUGGCGGCGGCCAUGAGCCAGAACUUCACAAUGCUGCUCGUCACGAGGUUUGCCAGUGGCUUCCUAUUCAACGGACCUUUUGCGGUGCUGAUCUCCUACAUAGCGGAACUGCACCGCACGGAGCUACGCGCCAGGGUCAUCCUGCUCACCAGCCUCUUCUACACCAUCGCGAACACCACGCUACCACUCCUAGCUUGGGCGAUACUCACAAACGAUUGGGAGCUCCAUCUGUUCAGCGAUAAAUUCGUGAUCCACUCUUGGAAUCUGUUCCUGCUGGCAACCGCGCUGGUGCCCCUCCUCACGGGGCUGGCCUUCAUCUGCCUGCCGGAGAGCCCUAAAUUCCUCAUGUCCAGGGGCCGCAACGCUGAGGCGCUCGAGGUGUUCCGCAAAAUAUACUCCAUGAACACAGGCCAACCGAGGGAAAAUUAUCCCGUGACGAAGCUGGCAGAGGAGCGGUCGCAACAUCAGGGUCGAGGAGUCGAAGCGUUGAAGGGUGGAUGCGCCCAGCUGGCGCCACUCUUCAAGCCACCCCAUGGCGUCUGGCUGCUAUUGAUGUGUGCCCUUCACAUGGGCUGCAUGUUCGGGUCGAACACGCUGCGCCUGUGGUACCCUCAGCUGGCCGCCAUGAUCGGCUCCGACGUGAACGGCACCCUGUGCUCCGCCAUCGCUCCCGUCGAGGUCGUCCAGGGCGGCGCCUGCACGCCCAUCGAGACGGACAUGCUCACCUACCUCCAGAGCGCGGUAGUCGGCGCCGGCUCGGUGCUGACGUACAGCAUAGGCGGCGCUUUGGUCAAUAAAUGCGGGAAGAAACUCGUCGCCGGCUUCUGCGGCAUAGUGAGCGCCGUAAUUAUCGUGCUGAUGCCGUUCCUGGGCACGGGAGCCUUCGCGGUGGUGGCGAUGGUCACCAGCGCGCUCUCUUUCACAGCCCUCUGCGGCGCCUCGCUCUCCAGCAUCAACGUCGACUUGUUCCCUACGUCGCUGAGAGUAAUGGGAAUGGCGACUUUCCUGAUGAGCGGCAGACUGGGCACCAUAACCGGAACCGUCAUUUUUCCCGCGCUUGUGAACUACGGCUGCCUACCACCUUUCUUCACCAUAGCUGCUGUGUUAGCAGCUUGCGGCUUUGGAUGCUUCCUUGUUCCAAAUACUACGCUCAAGAAACUAGAG